Messenger RNA from Pseudoliparis swirei, 3501 nucleotides. RefSeq names its product DEAD/H (Asp-Glu-Ala-Asp/His) box helicase 11 (gene ddx11). Gene Ontology annotation, biological process: establishment of sister chromatid cohesion; nucleobase-containing compound metabolic process. Gene Ontology annotation, cellular component: nucleus. The record is from RefSeq and is a predicted model, not a curated record. The transcript is spliced from 26 exons. Gene Ontology annotation, molecular function: DNA helicase activity; DNA binding; hydrolase activity, acting on acid anhydrides, in phosphorus-containing anhydrides. Bases 62 to 2899 code for a protein of 945 amino acids. NCBI's taxonomy places the organism in Eukaryota, Metazoa, Chordata, Actinopteri, Perciformes, Liparidae.
GAGCUAACAAUAAAUAUUUCCUUUCAAGGGAACUCGAAAGCUCGCAGUGACAAGCUUUAACAUGACACGGGGGUUCACGAACAUGGAGAAUGGCAGGGCCCAGUUUCCAUUUCCCUACCAGCCCUAUGACAUCCAGGAGCAGUUCAUGCAGGCACUGUACAAGACACUUGACCAGGGCAAAGUGGGAAUCUUUGAAAGUCCGACUGGAACGGGCAAGUCUCUGAGUCUAAUAUGUGGAGCGCUGAGCUGGCUCACAGACCAUGAGGAGAAGAGCAGGCAGAAGACAGCUGCUCUGCUGCAUGAAGGAGAAGCAUCUCUCUCCACGUCCUCUGCCCCGAGCUCCUCAGCAGAGCCGGACUGGAUCACUGAUUUUGUUCACAAGAAGGCAGAACGUGACUUGGUGUCAAAGUUGAAGGAAGAAGAAUUGAAAAGAAAGACGAGAGAAGAAAAAUUAGAAAUGAUCAGAAACAAUGUUCAACUUAAGUAUGCAAUGAAAAGAAAAAGCUGUGAAGAGGAAGAAGCAUUCAAAUUGCUCCACCUCAGCAAAGAGGAAGAGACCGAGGCACAAGGCGAUCAAGAAGACGAGGAGCUUGUCAUUGCAGAAUAUGAGAGUGACGAUGAGUCAAAGACCAGGAGCAGGUUUCGUGGGGCUGAGGAUGACACUGACGACGAGCUGGUUGAAGAACAUGUAAAUAAGAUUUACUACUGCAGUCGCACACACUCCCAGUUGGCCCAAUUUGUCCAUGAGGUUCAAAAGAGCCCCUUCAGCAAGAACAUCAGUCUGGUCACACUGGGCUCACGGCAGAAUCUGUGUAUCAACGAAGAGGUGCUUCGCCUGGGCAGCAUCCAGCGCAUUAACGACCGCUGCGUGGAGAUGCAGAAGAACAAACAUGCGAAGCCACAUCAUGAAGAAGGUGCUAAACGCAAGCGAGGCCCAGCAAAGGCCGUGUGUCCCUAUCAUAAAGCGCCAGCACUGCAGCAGAUGAGGGACAGCGUUCUGGGGACAGUCCACGAUAUUGAGCAGAUGCUGAAGCUGGGAAGGGAAACACAUGCAUGUCCAUACUACGCCACUCGCCUCGCUGUUCCCUCUGCACAGUUGGUGGUGUUGCCCUAUCAGAUGUUGCUGCAUGAGGCCACAAGGAGGGCAGCAGGGGUCCAGCUAAAGGGACAGGUGGUGAUCAUAGAUGAAGCUCACAAUCUUAGUGACACACUCUCCAGUAUACACAGCGCAGAGAUCACUGGAGCACAGCUUUGCCGUGCCCACUCACAGCUCACCCAGUAUGCAGACCGCUAUAAGAGCAGACUGAAGGCAAAGAACCUGAUGUACAUCAAACAGAUUCUGUUUGUGAUUGAAGGGCUUGUCCGGGUGCUGGGAGGUAAAGUGGGGCAGAAUCCACAGAGUCAGAUGACACAAACAGAAACCGAACUGCACACCAUCAACAACUUCCUCUUUAAGGCUCAGAUCGACAAUAUCAACUUGUUUAAGUUACAGAGAUACUUUGAGAAGAGCAUGAUUAGCAGAAAACUGGUGGGCUUUGUGGAGAAGUACGCAGGAUCAGGUGUGAGUCUGCACACUCCGAGCAGCUCUAACAAGGAGAACCGGCGCACAGAGGGCCUAACCCGAUACCUUCAAACACUGCAGAGCACCCAGGUCAAUGCGCCAGUUUCCUCAGCGGGCCAGCAGGGGUCAGAAGCAGAGAAAGUUCUGUCUACGUCUCCCAUGAUGCAAGUGGAGGUUUUCUUCAUGGCUCUCACCAACAGCAACACGGAUGGCAGAGUAUUGGUGCACAGACAAGGUACUCUGUCAGAGGGCAGUGUCAAGUUCCUGCUGUUGAACCCAGCGGUCCACUUCGCCGAGGUGCUGAAGCAGUGCAGAGCAGUUAUCAUCGCAGGAGGAACCAUGCAGCCUUUUUCAGACUUCAAACAAGAGCUGUUGUUUUCUGCCGGAGUGGGAGAGGAGCGCAUCACUGAGUUCUCCUGUGGUCAUGUAAUUCCUCCCGAGAACAUUCUUCCCCUCGUCCUGUGCAGCGGUCCCUCCGGUCAGGAGCUGGAUUAUACUUUCCAAAACAGAGACUCUCCACGCAUGAUGGACGAGACGGGGCGCAUUCUCUCCAACAUCUGUAACGUGGUCCCGGGCGGGGUCGUGUGCUUCUUCCCUUCUUACGAGUACUCGAGGCGCAUCGUUUCUCACUGGGAGGCCAGCGGUGCUCUGACCCGUCUGGCUAAUAAGAAGAAGAUCUUCCAGGAGCCAAAGAAAGCCAACCAGGUGGAGCAGGUGCUGAGUGAGUUCUCCCGCUGUAUCCAGAGGUGUGCUGUGGACGCUGGCGGGCUCACAGGAGCGUUGCUGUUCUGUGUCGUCGGAGGAAAGAUGAGCGAGGGCAUCAAUUUUUCCGAUGACCUUGGCAGGUGUGUAGUGAUGGUGGGAAUGCCAUAUCCCAACAUCAAAUCCCCAGAGCUGCAGGAAAAGAUGUCCUACCUCGAUAAACACCUGCCUCACAGUGGAGGGAGGAGCCCUGGCCAAGCCCUUAUAGAAAACCUCUGCAUGAAGGCUGUCAAUCAAUCCAUCGGUAACGAUGCAAUAACAUUUACAAUAAUUACCGAUUCCAUAGUUGGUAAGAUAGUACGAUCGGUAUUCAUAUGUAUUGGACUUAAUCUGCCCAAAGGAAGAGCUAUCCGUCACCGUGGCGACUAUUCCGCCAUUGUGAUGUGUGACCGACGCUACGCUCGACCCGCGACCCUCUCCAAACUACCAACGUGGAUAAAAAGCCGCACCAGCACACACACAACUUUUGGCACUGCUUUUGCUGCCUUACGGAAGGUGAGAAACAAAUCCGCUCAUGAAUCCACACACAACAAACUCCUGAGUUGUUCCAAAAAUAUAUUCAUAUGUUGUCUGUAAAUUCUUCUUUCCUAGUUCUUCCUGGAGAAGAAGAAGCAGCAAGUGUAGCGUCUCUUCCACUGAGCUCAACUGACAUGUCCAAAGAGCGAGGUUGGGAAGAACUUCGAGGGAACAUUAGCACCCCAAAAAUACUAUAAGAUAAUUAGAGGACCUCUAAUAAUUAUCACAACAAGGCCUCUGCCUCUUUUACUUGCGUUUACAUUCUUGAACAUUUAGAAGCUGUCAGACCGAAGUGCUCCUGGCAGAAGGUCAAGGGUCAACCAGUGGAGCAGUUUGUUUUCAGUGCACCACAGUUGGUGUAUUUAACUUUUCAGCUUCCAUUUAUUUUCCAACAUCUCUGGUUGAAGUGAAGAACAUGAUGUCACACUGCAGACAAAGGCCACAGGGGCAUUUCUCAAAUCGACUCGUGUAUAUCAGUCCUGCACUGUCGGUUAUUUUUAAAUUCAUUAUGUUGAGAUGAAUUACUGAAGUAGCUUCUAAGCAGACAACAGACAAAGCGUCGACUUGGGAAUCUAUGGGACGUAAAGAAUGUUACAUAUUGAAAGCAUUUAAUGUUAAGUGUUAUGUAAUGCAAAAAUGAAUAAAAGACAUUGGUAAAAUGG